Prunus armeniaca (apricot) is the source of this 411-nucleotide messenger RNA. The record is from the annotation of a GenBank genome assembly. NCBI's taxonomy places the organism in Eukaryota, Viridiplantae, Streptophyta, Magnoliopsida, Rosales, Rosaceae.
AUGUCGGUUCAAGGCCUGUACAAAUUGAUUGGUGGUCCAACACCAAUUCCACCACACGCUUCCAAAACCCUAAAACACGGAAGAAAGAAAAGGAGAUAUCAGAAUGGCGGCACAGGGCAGACAGCGACAGUCAUUGCGAAACGGCAGCGAGGAGCAGAGCCUGCUUUCCAGGGUAUCGCAAUCGGGGGUGGUGCAGCAGACGAAGCGAGCGGCGAACGACGCGUCGUUGGUGACGAAGAAGCUGAUGAAGAGCACGGGCAAGGCGGCGUGGAUUUUGGGAACGACAUUCCUAAUCCUGGGGGUCCCACUGAUCAUCGCCAUGGAUCGCGAGCAGCAGUUCAACGAACUCGAGUUGCAGCAGGCCAACAUCCUCGGUUCCCCUUCCUCUCUCAAGUAAAAACAAAAACCUAA